AUGCCCGGAACGAUAUCAGAUGGUCCCUCCGUGACCAUGAGUUUCGCAAACAACUUUUGGGGGAAGGACGACGCUGGUGUUGAGCCAUUGAUACAGCGUAUGGUCCAUGCGAAACAAACUUGUGAUGAAUUGAAAUCUUUCUAUAAUGCGCGUGCCGCUCUCGAGGAGGAAUAUGCUCGCAAGUUACUACAGUUAUCACGAAAACCAUUAGGAUCCCAAGAGACAGGAACUCUGCGCCAUUCAUUGGAUGUUCUGAAGGGGGAAGUCGAGGCAAUGGGGAAGGCUCAUCAAACGAUUGCUGGACAAAUGAAAACAGAGCUUGAGGAGCCGCUGGCGGCCUUUGCUGGUGCAAUGAAGGAGAGAAGGAAGAUUGUUCAGCAUGGCACAGAAAAGCUAUUGAAGAUCAAGGUACAACAGACAAAUCAAGUCAACAAGACUCGAGACAAAUAUGAACAAGAGUGCCUCAAGAUUAAAGGAUACCUCGCGCAAGGACACAUGGUAAUGGGUCAGGAGGAACGAAAAAAUAAAGCAAAGCUCGAGAAAACUCAAGUGAACUUGGCCACGUCUAAUACCGAGUACGAAAACGCAGUCAAGAUACUUGAGGAAACAACAGGUCGCUGGAAUAGAGAUUGGAAACAGGCUGCAGAUAAGUUUCAAGAUCUUGAAGAAGAGCGACUUGACUUUAUGAAAAGUAGUUUGUGGAGUUUCGCAAAUAUCGCUUCCACUGUUUGUGUAAGUGAUGAUGCCUCUUGCGAGAAGGUUCGCCUGGCGCUUGAAGAUUGCGAGGUAGAGAAAGACAUCAUGUCUUUCAUAAACGAGUGUGGGACUGGGCAAGAGAUCCCGGAUCCGCCAAAAUACAUUAAUUUCUGUCGCGGUGAUGCCGAUUCACAAUCUGAGGCUUCUGAAGACGACGCUUACUCGGUAGCACAAUUUCAACGGACUAUAAAUCCAGCAUAUAGAAGUUCUUCGCCACAACCAUCCACCUACGAAUCCCACCAUGAUCCUCAAGCCGCUCUUGCUAAGGAGUUAGCCCAUGAAGUUGAAACACCGAAGAGUCGAGAGGCAACCAUCACUCCUCAGAAGCUUACACCAUCAAAUUCAACCCCGGACAGGUCACGACAUGCCCAAGUGGAGGAUUAUGAACCAGAGCCACCUAUACAAGCCCCGCCUGCUCAAUUGGAGUAUCAACAACCAGCUCGGCCCAGAGCUCAAUCCCAGGCCAGUUAUUCCCAACCAGGCCGAGCUCGCCCCGCGUCUCAAAUCGAUUAUCAACAACCUGGGAGGCAAAGACAGCAACCUCCACAAGACUAUCAGCAAGCUGAAAGACAAAGGCAGCAAGCGCACAUCAAUCAACAACAAGCAGAAAGGCAAAGGAAGCAAUCCGUUGAUUAUCAACAAAUUGACAGACAACAACAAAGCGAAAGACAGAAGCAAGCACAAGCCCAGGCUAAUUAUCGUCAACAAGAACGCCCAAAACAAGCUCAGCUUGAGUAUAAGCCUCAAAUCUUGCAACAACCUCAAGUGGACUAUCAACGUCCCGAUAGCUCUAGGUUACCGAAGAUGGACUGGUCGAAGCCAAUACAGAUGCCUUACGAACAACAACAAGGUCAAUUGGUUCCAAAACAGGGACAAAUUGCUCAAGUGCCCCACAACCCUCAUCCUACCGAUGGCAUGACAAUGUUGUGUCGAACAGGGCCCUCGGCACCUUCAGAUAUGAGCUCCGCCGCGAAUAGCCCAGUACGCCCAUCAAGUCGGGAUUCCCAAAGCGAUUAUUCAAAUCCUACAUCAUUCUCAAGCCAAGAGCCUCCAAGCGGAAAAGCUUCACCAGUAAAACAAAGCGCGCCGAUUGUUGAGAAGCCGAUCCAGAAGAAAAAGAGUGGAAUAUUCCAUAGCCCAUUUCGAAGAAAGAGCACCAAGAGCGGAGAAGAAGUUGCUAUUGCCAGACCAGCUCCAUCAAAUCGCAAUACAUGGUCCGGCCGAAAUGCCAGUGCUCAGAGUACUCAAACUGGCAGACCAAAUUCGAGAAUGAUACAGCCAGCGCCAAAAACUAUGAUGCUGACUGAUCGACCCAGCAAUAGCCCAGAGCCCGUUGAUCCAAGGGCCAACUUUCAAUUGAAUAUCGGAAACAAUGUUUUUGAUGUUGCAGCGCCUGAAAAGAAGAACAAGCUUGCUCAAAGUACCCCUACAGGCCAAGCAGCAGAAGAGUCUGAUCCCAUAGCUCAAGCUCUUGCUGAUCUCAAAGUUGUUACUAAAGCAUCAUCUACUAGGGUAUCUGCAGAUAAAUAUCACGGAGUGGCUACCCCCGCCCCGGAUGCGGCGCCUACAUCUAGACCUAUCGGAUCUCAAAUGGUCAAUGGGGCUUUGAUGGCUGGUAUGCGUGGCACACCCCCACCAUCUUACGAUCCAGCUCCUGUUGAAAGACUUGGCCUUCCAUCCCCCGCCUUCACUUCAAAGUCGAUGCAGCAAACUCGUCAAAAGUACGUCGACCAAACGGCGAACAUGUUUAGUCCUCCCCAGCCAAGACCAGAUUCACAGCAAGCCGGGUAUGGCUCACGUCCCGGAACAAGGGGGUCAGAUAUGCCUCGAACUACAUCACCAGCGCCCACUCGAAGUAUCUCCCCUCGACCUGGAACGCAGGCUGAAAUGAGACAAGCUGCCUCUCCUAAGUACGCUGGAAGUACUCACUCUCGUACCGGAUCCGCUCCUCAGCAAAAUCGGGGCUCUGAUACUUAUUAUCAACGAAAUUCCCCCAGCAUUUCUACUCGUGGCGUCUCGCCAGCCCCAUAUGCACAACAAGAAAGGCCCAGCAGCAGCCACGUCAAAGCUCCCUUUCAGCAACAAGAGAGACCUAGCAGCAGUCAUGUCAAGGCCCCAUUUGCACAACAAGAUAGGCCUUCCAGUAGUCAUUCAAUGGGCAUGGUAAAUAACAGCAUGGCAAUACAAUUAGCCUCGGGUCAUGAUGACGGUUACGGUUCUCAGGGACGAAGUGGCAGUAGAGCUAGUGCCGGCUCGAGAGCCAUGAGCCAUUAUGGGAGUGGAAGUGACCAGCAAUUGGCAGCACGAAGCAGAAGUAAAAGCGUUGCGGAUGUCCGUCAAUUCAACAGUCAAGGCCGCCCCAUUUUACAUUUCGCUCGCGCACUCUAUAUGUAUCAAGCUGCUAUUCCCGAAGAACUGAGUUUUGCAAAGGGAGACAUUCUUGCCGUUAUGACGCACCAAGAUGAUGGAUGGUGGGAAGCAGAAGUAGCUGGAAAGAAUGGUCGACCGGGUUUGGUACCAAGUAAUUACCUUCAAAACUGUUGA
Messenger RNA from Botrytis porri, 3300 nucleotides. RefSeq lists its product as uncharacterized. Gene Ontology annotation, biological process: cytoskeleton organization. The record is from RefSeq and is a predicted model, not a curated record. The transcript has 4 exons. The coding region runs from base 1 to 3300 and encodes 1099 amino acids. Gene Ontology annotation, cellular component: mitotic actomyosin contractile ring, proximal layer; cell division site; cytoplasm. Gene Ontology annotation, molecular function: phospholipid binding; protein binding. NCBI's taxonomy places the organism in Eukaryota, Fungi, Ascomycota, Leotiomycetes, Helotiales, Sclerotiniaceae.